AUGUGCUUCGAGGUGCAAAGGUACAUUGAACUUGAUCUAACGGCACAGCUGAACGAGUCAGUGGAGGAAAAUUUUGAGGAAGUUACAUCGAACAUAAUCAUUCUCUUUGCUGAUACUGAUCAUGCUGAGAUGAUCAUCCAGAACGUGCCGAUUUUCUCAAUGUCUGGUAAAGUCUGCAUACUCAGCGAACAAGCAUCCCUGGCUAGUCACUUACCAACAGGUUGCCUCUCAGUGCGACUACGUCAAAAUGCUCUAUCGGCAUUGCGUGAUGCAAUGAUGAUAAUACGUAAUGGUAUCGGUAUGCUCACCGAUUACGAUAUAGACCCACCGAAACAAUGCUCCGGUAAUAUGGUGAAUAGUGAGUGGACAAAUACACUGGGCAAUAAACUUUACCGGCAGCUAAUAACAAACACAGUUUUCGAUGAUACGCCAAUUCAGUUCAACGAUAAGGGUGAUCGUAUCAAAACUGAUUACGAUAUUACGAAUUCGAUUGAUGGUAAACUACAGGUGAUCGGUCAUAUGAGUGGCACCCAACAACGCAUCGAAAUCAACGAGACGAAAAUAGUGUGGUUGGGUGGUACACGAACGAAGCCACUUGAGAUAACACUGCCAAAGCAUCUCCGUGCCGUUACCGUAUCCGACCAGCCAUUCGUUUACACCGUCCCAACUGUCGAUUCGGCGAGAUGCUAUCAAAUGCAAAGCUUCAUUGUUGAUGGUAUUAACGUAGAAACAAGAAGAUCAGUUCGGUUCAGGAAAUUCCAUGAGAAGGACCAUGGUUCGCAUGUCCUNAACGACAGCACGACGGAAAUGUUCUGCUGUGCUGGCUAUGCGAUUGAAUUACUGGCGAAUCUGGCUCUACCUGAGGUCAACGGAAGCGUUGAUACGGGUUUCACAUUUGCUCUGCAUCUGAACGAUAGUUACGGUGCGGUGUUGUUGGGCGAGAAUGGCUACGUGCUAAGCGGAAUGGUUGGAGAGUUGGAUAUCGAUGAGGCAGAUUUGGCCGUUGGAGCGCUCACAAUCAAUCCAGAACGAGAGCAGUACAUCGAUUUCUCAGAGCCAUGGCUCUAUCAUGGCAUCAAAAUACUCGAAAAAUGG
Anisakis simplex (herring worm) is the source of this 1095-nucleotide messenger RNA. Lineage: Eukaryota; Metazoa; Nematoda; Chromadorea; Rhabditida; Anisakidae. The record is from the annotation of a GenBank genome assembly.